GUGAAGAGUGAGUGUUCACAUGUUGUGAAAUAUUUAAUGUAACAAAAUGUGAUAUUUUGGCUACUUAACACUUUUGAUUGCUCAACUUGCGUUUCAAACCUUGAAGAAGACCUGUUGAGGUUCCCAUUGAAGUCAUGCCUCCAACAACAUCUCUGAAGUUGGCGCAACUCCAGGGUCAUCCUGAGAACAUUAGAAACAUCUGCAUUUUGGCUCAUGUAGACCAUGGGAAGACAACCCUGGCAGAUGCUCUUGUGGCCAGCAAUGGCAUCAUCUCUCAAAGAAUGGCUGGUAAACUGCGAUAUUUGGACAGCCGUGAAGACGAACAGUUGAGAGGCAUUACGAUGAAGUCAAGUGCAAUAUCUCUGCAGUAUACAGAAGCUGACAAGGAUUACUUGGUCAAUCUGAUUGAUUCUCCUGGUCACAUUGACUUCUCCAGUGAAGUAUCCACAGCCGUGAGGCUCUGUGAUGGGGCGAUAGUAGUGGUCGAUGCAGUCGAGGGAGUCUGUCCACAGACGCAUGCUGUUCUUCGCCAGGCCUGGCUUGAGGAUAUCAAACCUGUCCUCAUCAUCAACAAGAUUGACCGCCUCAUCACCGAGUUGAAACUAACUCCGCUCGAGGCCCAUCAGCAUCUUCUGCAGAUACUGGAACAGGUGAAUGCGGUCACAGGCGAAUUGUUUGCUACAAAUAUCUACGCUAAGAAUGCAGAGAAAGAUACUCCUGCAAGUCCGUCAACACCAAAGAAUUCAGAAGAGAAGCUGUAUGACUGGAACGUUGGUUUUGAUGACACAGACGACUCUCAACUCUAUUUCUCACCAGACCUUGGCAAUGUGGUCUUUGCCAGUGCUAUUGAUGGCUGGGGUUUCAGCGUGAAUCAGUUUGCUGCAAUCUUUGCCAAGAAACUUGGUGUCAAAGCUGAGAUCAUGCAGAAGACACUUUGGGGUGAUUUUUACAUCAAUAACAAGACAAAAAGGAUCAUGAAAGGGGCUCAGGCGAAGGGGAGAAAACCCUUGUUUGUCCAAUUUGUGUUGGAAAACCUCUGGGCAGUGUAUGAUGCUGUCUGUAUAAAUAGAGAUAAGGUCAGGAUGGAGAAGAUCGUGAGCUCGUUGAAUCUGAAAGUGAACAGUCGCGAUCUGAGUCACUCUGACCCGAAGGUGCCCUUGUUGGCAAUAUGUAAACAGUGGCUCCCUCUGUCAGAUGCUGUAUUAAGUAUGGUAGCCAACAAGUUGCCCAGUCCUAUCAGUAUAUCAGGUGAACACAUUGAGAAACUCAUGUGCAGUAGUCUCAGGCGCUUUGAUUCACUUCCACAAGAAACACAGAAACUCAAAAAUGAUUUCAUGGCGUGCAGCCCAUCAGGUGAUGCCCCUGUCAUAGUGUUCAUAUCCAAAAUGUUUCCUGUCGAUCGUAAGACCCUUCCUAAGAAUCGCUCGCGUCCGCUGACACAAGAGGAGUUGGCUGCGAGGAGAGAGCUGGCGAAGACCAGGCAUGCGGAGAGAAUGGCCGAGAGAGAGGCUGCGAUGGAGAAAGGAGACAAUCAGAAAGAAGAUGAACUGGCUGCCGAGAAUGGUACUGCAUGUAUUCCGAUGGUGAACGAGACUCCAGUCCAGGAAACUGGCCAAACCUUUGUUGCCUUUGCCAGGAUCUUCAGUGGUACACUGAAGAAGGGCCAGAAGCUAUAUGUACUUGGACCCAAACAUGAUACGAGGAAAGCUUUAGAAGAGUUGAGAGCUGGUGGUAGCAUUGAUGAAUCGGUCACCCUGAAAGAUCUGAGCCGAGAUCAGCACAUCACUUGUAUCAAUGUUUCAGACCUGUACAUGUUCAUGGGCAGGGAGCUAGAGGCACUCCAAGAAGUUCCUGCUGGAAAUAUCCUUGGUAUUGGUGGUCUGGAGGAACACAUCCUGAAGUCAGCUACUCUGUCCAGUACAGUAGCAUGUCCAGCUUUCACCGAGAUGCACUUUGAAGCCAAACCAAUUGUGAGGGUAGCUGUUGAGCCGAAGAAGACUUCCUGUCUUGGCCAGCUACUCAAAGGCCUCAAGCUGCUGAACCAGGCUGACCCAUGUGUGGAGACACUACUACAGGAGACGGGAGAACACGUCAUCAUAGCUGCUGGGGAGGUUCAUUUACAAAGAUGCUUGGAUGAUCUCAGAGAAAGGUAUGCUCAAGUUGAAAUCAAUGUAUCGCCCGCCAUAGUCCCGUUCCGAGAGACUGUGGUUGACCCACCAAAGCUUGAUAUGGUGAAUGAAGCCAUCGAAAAGGAGCCAAAUCAACCCAAGAGAAGUGGAGAGGAGCAAGAGGAAGCUGACGGCCUUGUAGAGAUGAAAACAUCAGAUAAAACCUGUGCAUUGAAAAUACGAGCCCUGCCGCUACCACCUGGUGUUACGAGACUAUUAGAUGAGAAUAUGGACUUGAUAAGGACCAUGGAUCAGUACACUUGGUUCUCAGAAAAAUGUGUCUUGCAGAAAGGGUCACGGUUAGCAGAGGAGGCAAUCAAAAUGGUGGUUGAUUUCAAAAAGAAGUUGGAGGCAGUGUUUGAAGACGGUGGUGAUUCUUGGAAGGGUGCUGCAGAUCGGAUAUGGGCGUUUGGUCCCAGACGUUGUGGACCAAAUAUUCUGUUAAAUCGAAUUGAAGGUUACAAUCGACCGUCAGUCUGGGCGUGCAUUGAAGAGAAAUCCAGUGUUCCACUUCGAGAAUAUGAUGGUAGUGUUGUGAGUGGAUUUCAAUUGGCCACGUUAUCUGGUCCGCUGUGUGAGGAGCCUCUGAUGGGGGUUUGCUUUGCCUUGGAAGGCUGGGAAGUGGAGACAGAAACUGUCACCGAUAUCUCAGAACCGGGAGAUCUUUCUUGUGUGCUGUCCAAGGUGACUCUAGAUGAAGUUUGUCAAUGUGAAACAGACUCUGACGAAGCUGUUAUUUCUGAACGGAAUAUAUGUGCCAUGUGCUCUAGGCCGUUAAAAUCUCAUCCUUUAGAACCGAAGAAUACGGAUGAAGAUGACAAAAUGUCUCAAGUGUCAUCGACGGGGACGAGCAUGUCUAGAAAACAUUCCUAUGGACCAUUUACGGGGCAGCUGAUGACAGCAGUGAAGAAUGGUUGUCGGAGAGCUUUCCAGGUGCAGCCCCAGCGACUUAUGGCUGCCAUGUAUACAUGUCAGAUACAGGCUUCAGCUGAUACUUUAGGCAAGUUGUAUGCAGUCCUUGGUAAGCGUGGAGGACGUAUACUCAGUGAAGACCUCCAGGAAGGCUCUCAGAUGUUCAGUAUCGAAGCCGUCCUACCAGUUGUGGAGAGUUUCGGGUUUGCUGAAGAAAUCCGGAAGAGGACCAGUGGUCUGGCCAGUCCUCAACUCAAGUUUAGUCACUGGGAGGUGGUUGAUAUCGAUCCAUACUGGGAGCCGAGGACAGAGGAGGAGUUACUCCACUUUGGUGAGAAGGCAGACUCUGAGAACCAGGCACGGAAAUACAUGAAUGAUGUGAGGCGACGCAAGGGACUGAAAGUGAAGGAACAGCUGGUGAUGCAUGCAGAGAAACAAAGGACAUUAAAAAAGAAUGUUUAGCAUGUUAAGACCUCUGUUUUCUAUAUAUUGGCAAAUUUGAUAAGUCUUUUAGGUGUGUGAUGAUUGAUUCUGUAUGGUUAUCAAAAUCACGAUAAAUUCCAUUGACUUGAA
Molecule: messenger RNA, 3653 nt
Organism: Lineus longissimus
Lineage: Eukaryota; Metazoa; Nemertea; Pilidiophora; Heteronemertea; Lineidae
Product: elongation factor-like GTPase 1
Exons: 15
Coding region: 135-3542 (1135 amino acids)
Biological process (GO): cytosolic ribosome assembly
Cellular component (GO): cytosol; ribonucleoprotein complex
Molecular function (GO): GTP binding; GTPase activity; ribosome binding
Source: RefSeq, a predicted model, not a curated record